Molecule: messenger RNA, 938 nt
Organism: Cydia fagiglandana
Lineage: Eukaryota; Metazoa; Arthropoda; Insecta; Lepidoptera; Tortricidae
Gene: or
Product: AP-3 complex subunit sigma-2
Exons: 7
Coding region: 109-684 (191 amino acids)
Biological process (GO): Golgi to vacuole transport; intracellular protein transport
Cellular component (GO): intracellular membrane-bounded organelle; AP-3 adaptor complex; membrane coat
Source: RefSeq, a predicted model, not a curated record
UGAUUAUUCCACUUUUCAUUUUCGAUAUUUCUCCCUGCAUUAUCAAAACUAGUACAACAAAUGAGAUAACUAGGCUAUUUAACUAGUUGUAAAUUGCUGCUUUCAAUAAUGAUCAAGGCAAUUUUAGUGUUCAACAACCAUGGGAAGCCGAGAUUAUCUAAAUUCUAUCAAUACUUUAAUGAAGAUAUGCAGCAGCAGAUCAUAAAGGAGACAUUCCAGCUAGUGUCAAAGCGGGAUGAUAAUGUGUGUAAUUUCUUGGAGGGUGGAAGUCUCAUUGGAGGUUCAGACUACAAGCUGAUUUACAGGCACUAUGCGACACUGUACUUUGUGUUUUGUGUGGACAGCUCGGAGAGUGAACUGGGAAUUCUAGAUCUAAUACAGGUGUUUGUGGAGACUCUGGACAAGUGCUUCGAGAAUGUUUGCGAGCUGGACUUGAUAUUCCACGCUGAUGCGGCGCACCAGGUGCUGGAUGAGCUCGUGAUGGGCGGCAUGGUGCUGCAGACCAACAUGGCGGACAUUCUUUGUAGAUUGCAGGAACAGAACAAGAUGCAGAAGGCUGAAGCGGGUAUAUCCGCGGCGCCGGCGCGCGCCGUGUCGGCGGUGAAGAGCAUGAACCUGCCGCAGCAGCUGCGCGACAUGCGGCUGCCGGACCUGCCGCAGGCCAUCAAGGACCUGAAGUUCUGACCGCUGCAGCAGGCGUAUCCCGCCACGCCCGUCGCCCUAGCCACCAACAUCAUCAACACCAUCUGCCCCGACAAAUACCAGAACCUCCAACCGGAGAUAACCUCAAAAUUCUUCGGCAGCGAGACACUAUCCACCAAGUUCGCUGAGAGCUUCGCUGAGAAUUAUCAGCAGACUGAAGGAAUUAAUUUCCCAGAGUAUGAGACGCAGAAGAAUGAAGGUUAUCAGGAUUUGAGCGGGGCGGUGGAGUAUAGGAA